UCCCCCUGUCAGCCUCUGCCAGUGAGAAGUGUAAGUUCGAAGCGACUAUUUAUCAGCGAAGUGUUUUCAUUUUCUUCACCAUGCGUGUAAGAAAUAGCAAUUUGCACUGAUCCGAAAACUGAAAGUCAAACUCGUUUCAAGUUUACCGGAAACGACGGGGAGAAAAGGCAGAAACGACAACAUAGCUUUACACUUACUAUUUUGCGGCUUGGAAAGUUGGGCAGUUUCCUACUGGACUCAAUUGAAAGCAGUUGUCCAGAUAUCAUCACUGUUGGGAUUGACACUAAAUGGAUUUAUACUACACCAUGGGAGGCGAUGAAAAGUGACUAAAGGGCUAGUGCUUUAGCCAUUGGAACCCACGUGAAAUAACUCGGGCAGAAGUUAUAUAAACAAUCCCCCCAGCUCAUGUAAACUAACUGAUUUGCAUGUACGGUGUCACGACAGGUCAUAAAUCAAGCUAUUUAGUCAGAUCGCAGCUCGCCGUCAUUAGUCAGUCAUUUGGACAAGACUGAAUCAAUUCAACAUGGACCACCUGGAUUACAAAGUUCCCGUCAAUUCCGACUAUGUUUCGGGUUUAGCAAUGAAAAACGAUCACUCACAAAUUGAUAACAAAAUUGUGAAAACAGAAAAAUUACAAGAGGAUUUCAUUGAGAAGAAGAGUAAUGAUGCCAAAGAUACGAAAUCUGACAUGUCAAAAGAUGCUGAAAAUCACUCCGACCCAAAUCAAAAGCCGCCAUACUCCUACGUAGCUCUGAUUGCCAUGGCAAUUAAAGAUUCCAGCGAAAAGCGAUUGACACUCAGUGGCAUUUAUCAGUAUAUCAUCUCCAAAUUCCCGUACUAUGAACGGAACAAAAAGGGAUGGCAAAACAGUAUACGACAUAAUCUGAGUUUGAAUGAAUGUUUUGUUAAAGUGCCUCGUGAGGGUGGUGGAGAGCGAAAAGGUAAUUACUGGACCCUGGAUCCGGCAUUUGAAGACAUGUUUGAGAAAGGGAACUACAGGCGGCGUCGGCGAAUGAAGAGACCCUAUCGUGCCGCAAUAUCGCUCCCCAAACCUCUUUUCGCGGACUCCAGUUGCGCCUUUAAUCAACUUACACUGACGAAAAACUAUUUCAGCCCUCCAUAUUCCCAGUAUUCACAAUAUUCGCCUUGGAGUUUUGCACCUAAUUCUUCAUCAAAUGUUGGGAUGUCACAAAUAAAUAAUUACGGGUCAUGUCAACGGGUGCCGUCCUCAAUUAAUGCUUAUCCUGGAAUGCAAUCAAGCAUGCAAAUAUCGCCAUCGCCGUCGCCUUAUCCCCACCAGUUCAACGACUACAGUUCUGUUCCUGGGGCGUCAGGACCUUUUGCCUUUCCGUGUCGACAGCAAAGCGAGUCGUCGUUCAGUCCUAUGCAUUACACUUAUUGGACUGACAGAUAGCCAAAGAUGGAUUACCAGUCGUGCCUGAGAGCUAGUACAUGCAGGCACACCAAUGUCUGUCAUGGAUCUGGUUGAUUCAAGUCCAAAACUACUUGAAAGAAGCAAAUGUAUGCAGAUGUGUGAUUGUUGCAAAUUUGCGGUGUGGACACUCCGGGAAAUAUAAGCGACGUCCUAGCUAUAAAAAAGCUGGGUUAUUUUCAUUUAUUACAUAUAUUUUUCUCGGAUGGUACAGGGUUCUUAUGCUUGACACAUUUAACAGUGGUGUUCUGAUUUUCUUUACAAACGCCACCAGGUACAUAUUUCAACUGAGAACUUUUGAAUUGAGUUUGUCAAUAAAUAAUUAUAUUAUUGCCGAGACUGAUGUUUGUUAGUGAUAAUUUUGGCAUUCGGAGAUAUGUGUCGGAUCUAAAUGAAAACCAUAGGGCGUCCUUCUAUUGGUGGAUUCCGAGAGGUGAGCGCAAGAGUUGAACAUAAUUCUUCGUACUAAUAUGACCGCUCAGAUUGAGAAAAUCUUUAAAGGAGUCCCCGCGGGAGUCUUAUCUUUCAAAUCAAUUUCUUCAAGAGGACUUGCUUAUAGUUUAAGAUGAAUGUGGGUGGUGCGAAAUGAGUUGAGGAAAAAUGUGGUUUAGAAUUUCGGUUUUUUUUUUCAAUUCUAUUGUCCCCUACCUUUGAUUGUUAGGUCGACUAGUGCAAUUGUGUUAAUUAACCGGAAGUUGUAUGGAUGGGAACUAAACUUUGCAUUAUCGCUGGUAACUUGUCGCCAUUUCUGAGACGCCAUCCUGAUAUUGCAUUGGAUACGACUGUGAUUAAUCGCUUAAUACGAUUAUUACCUAAUUAAUUCAUUACAAUAACUAAUUGAUUUAGAAUUCUCUAACGUACAUGAUUUUAAAUAAUAUGCUGAAAAUAGAAUCAAAGAUGUUGCAAUUGUAUUUGGGAAGAGUUCAGCUGCAGUGUUGUCGGUGAUGGAGCAAUAGAUCGACAUCGUUGUGGACAUGCUGGUUUUAAAACUACCUGAAUAACUUUCUAACGUCCUGACGUACAUGACAAGUAGUAGGAAGGUCGUACGAAGGCACUUAUGCUAUGUGUUUCUCAUCUUCGUGUUCAGCUCCGGAGCGGUUGAUCGAAUGAAAAUUUUACAAAAGAUAAAAGACCAUUACUGUGGUAAGUUAUCGGUUGUUUAACCGGUUUACAAUUGUAUCAUUAUUGUGCUAUCCUCAUGCAUUGGUGUAUUGGUGUUGAAAGCUUUAAAGAUUUAAAUACCAAACAAUAAGAGUUACUUCACACCCUUUAAAAUACAAUAAAGUACAGCACAGAUUUAUUUAUUGAACGGCUUAUUCUUCAAUGUUUAUUCAUGGCGGGAUGAUACACAUGCAAGCGGGGAUAUUAAACACUUUUAAGGGUCGGCAAUAUCGGUUCUGCGACAAAUGAGAAACGCACUAACAAGGACCGAUGGCCUGAUCGAGGAGCCCAACAUUACGAAGGGGUCUAUCGAGAAUUAGAGAUUUCUUCCUUGUUCACCGUAAUGUUUAUUGCUAAACCCGCAAGACGUAAUAAUUUACAUGUAUUACACUGUGACAUUUUGAAAUCCUGAAUUCCGAUCGAGGUAUCGUAUGAGCGUCAGGCCAUGAUUCAAGUUCAAAAUAAACUCUUCUAAGGAAAAUAAACAUUGUAAUCAUAUCCUUGUUAAUCCAUUAGAUUUGCGCAUGCAGUAAACUGUGAUGAAUUUGUGUUCAUUGGUACCAUAGUAAUGUUUAGGUGGGUGUGAAAUGGGUUUAACGUUGUUGCACUCGUACAGCGACGUGUGGGUGCGGAAGUGUGAUUUCUACUAGUCCAGCCGACCAGUGCUUGUUUCAUCUCUUCAAUGCCGAACGCUAGGCAGGAAAACAAGUACCAUCUUUAACGUCUUUUGACAUAACGCGGGCGAGGGUUGAACCAUCGAUCUGCCGCUCAAGUAAUGGUAAUAUGACCCCUGGUGUAUUAUGGACGGGUUCUUUGUAAAUAUAAAAAUAUUCGUUAUUUACGUGUUUUUUUUAACCUUAUUCCUUUAAGGGAUAAUUCUAUUUGAAGUGAGACAAACGAAAUCUUUAUGGUCUUAUUCACUAGGAAAAAUAUAUUGUGAUAACCAUGUUGUUCUCAAUUUCCCAGUUCUUUCUCGUGUUUUGACACUACACUUGAUUAUAUUGAAUGUGAAUAUAAUUUUCACCAAUUACAUUCACUGUUUGUGGUUUAUCAUAUAUUUCAAUACACUUUUUAAUGUUUGCUUGUUUAAAUUUGUAAUCGAUGUAUCCUUCUGAUAACUAAAAUCAAUAGAGACGUGGUCUUUUACACUGGGUGCUGAAAAUAAUUGUUAUCUUAAGUGGCUGUGUCUGGUGAUUUGUAAACUCUCACACCAACUGCUGGCGACCAACAACCCCUUGACGCUCAUUUGAAUUUUCGGUUUGUACACACACUAUCGUAGCGCUUCGACAGGAGAAAGUUUGACUAUCCAAAUCUCAAUCCAUAUUUGCAAUGGCGAAAUACCACAAAAGCUCACCGGGAGUGGUGCGGUCUGCAAGGAAGGUUUUGCCGUCAGGGCUGGGACACGUGGAGUGGGAGCCACUUAAUGUAUUCAUGCACGUUAUACAUUUUUACCACCCCAAUAAAUGAGAUGGGUUCAAGUCUUUACAACUGAAAACGAAGGCAUGACAUCGGCAAAUUGUGAAAACGAUGCAUAUUUAUUUCAGCGCGUAAACCUGAGACGUUUAUAAAAAAAUAUU
This is a messenger RNA of Haliotis rufescens (red abalone), 4170 nucleotides long. RefSeq names its product forkhead box protein L2-like. Gene Ontology annotation, biological process: cell differentiation; regulation of transcription by RNA polymerase II; anatomical structure morphogenesis. Lineage: Eukaryota; Metazoa; Mollusca; Gastropoda; Lepetellida; Haliotidae. The transcript has 2 exons. The record is from RefSeq and is a predicted model, not a curated record. Gene Ontology annotation, molecular function: DNA-binding transcription factor activity, RNA polymerase II-specific; RNA polymerase II cis-regulatory region sequence-specific DNA binding. The coding region runs from base 524 to 1414 and encodes 296 amino acids.